Melampsora larici-populina 98AG31 is the source of this 2404-nucleotide messenger RNA. RefSeq lists its product as uncharacterized. The transcript is spliced from 10 exons. The record is from RefSeq and is a predicted model, not a curated record. Bases 1 to 2346 code for a protein of 781 amino acids. Lineage: Eukaryota; Fungi; Basidiomycota; Pucciniomycetes; Pucciniales; Melampsoraceae.
AUGAUAGCCAGUGAUCCGGAGGUGAGGGAAGUGAUCGAUUUUGACGUGAUACCGAAUGUUUUGAACCAGAAUUUCGAUGCCGAUUGCGCUUACGUAAACGUUUCGCAGUGGGGUAUUGCCGGCGGACGCGGUGCACCCGAACAAUUGUGGAGAGAAAAAGUCACUUACUCUCGACUUGCAAGGCAUGUUUCAACAGCCCUCUUUCGUUUUUGCUAUUCUGGCUUCCUUAUCAAGGCGGUAUACACGGGUCAGCUAAAUCCGGUCACCAUGAGGACUGCUAUACACGGCAAUGGAAAUUAUCUUGCUUUAAACUGCGUUUUGUAUCCCACAUGGCAUUCCCAAACACCGAUCGAAAACUAUAUGCCGAAGAGUUCUACUCUCGAUGCCGCCGAUAAAAAGAUCACAUUUGCCGAUGAUCUUAAGAUGUCUUCCACGAAUCCCAUCUCAUUCUUCGAUCAAGUUCGAUCAACUUAUCCAACUUUCAAAUCACCUGAAAUAAGUCUUGAAGAAUUUAAUCUAGAUCAACUUAUCGAUUUUCAUUUGAUCCAUAAUUCGAAUUAUCCUUUUGGGAUUCUAUCUGAUGAAGAAAAAAUUGAACCUAGUUUUAAAGAUUUGAUCACUUGGAAUGAAAUUGGAAAUGGGAUUCUUAAAGUAGUAGAACAACUUUCUCAAAAUAUCAAACGUUCUUCAACUUCAACACCAGAGAUUGUUGGUAUCAUCUCAUCAGAUGAGCCAUUAUCACAUUUUACUUUACUUUUAGGAAUAAUUAAAUCAGGUUUGAUCCCUUUUGUGAUUUCACCACUCAACUCACCUGAAGCUAUUGCUCAUUUACUUCAUCAUAGUGGUUGUAAAAAUGUCCUUGUUCAAUAUAACCCGAAGCUUUCCAUACAAAACCUAGACGAGAUUGAAAAACUUGCAAAAAAUCAAAUGGAAGAAGUGAUAAGGAUUUUAUUACCUGAUCACUCCAUUAAUUUACUUGAGUGUCUAGACACAUUUCAACUUUUCCCUAGAUUGUUCAAAUCGACUUCAUACGAGACCAAUCCAUCAAUUCCAGAUCAAUCGAUCAAAAUCUCAUCAUCAAAUCAACCUCGUCACGUUCACACACCCAUUAUCUAUUACCAUACAUCAGGUACCACAGGGUUUCCAAAACUUGUACCAAUCAAUCGACUCGGCUUCCAUGCUCUUCUCACCUCUGGACUUCAUACUGAUUUCCCUUGGUCAGAACAACUAAUUUCAGCAAUGACCUUACCACCUUAUCAUAACAUGGGAGCACAUGUCGGAUUGGAUUAUUCACUUUCACAAGGCGCUGUAUCUGCUUUUUAUAGACCUGAACUUGGACCCAAUGGUCGUUCGAGACUUAGAACUUUAGAUUCAAAAAGCAAGAUGAGAGCGAUGAGAAAAGUAGGAUGUACAGUCACAGUCUUCAGUCCACUGAUGCUAACAGAAUGGUCAAGGGAUUCAGAAAUGGUUGAUUAUCUUAAAAGUAAUCAAAGAGUUGCAUUUGGUGGUAAACCAUUAUCGAAAGAAAUCGGAAAUCAAUUAAAUCAAAAAGGGAUUAAAUUAAGUAACAUGUAUGGAGCAACUGAAGUAGGAGCUAUAGCUAAAUUAUUUUCUAAACAUCCUCUUGGAUCCAAUUGGGAAUAUUUUGAGUUAUCUUCACAAAUCAAAACUCAAAUGAAACAACAUGAUGAAAAUGUAUUUGAACUUGACAUACUAUCUUCUGAUCAACAUCGGUGUUCAUUAACCAUAAAUGAUGAUUUCAGUCCUCAAAUCUAUCAUACAAGAGACUUAUUAUCAAAACAUUCAAGUUUACCAUUAUAUCGAGUGGUAGGUCGUCUAAACGAUCAAAUCACUCUCAACAAUUCAGUAAAAAUAAAUCCGGCGGCAUUGGAAGCUAUCUUGACAAGUGAUCCAGUAAUCAAAAGUGCACUUCUCUUUGGUGAAGGUAAACCAAGAAUUGGAGCGAUCAUUGAAAUUGAUGAUGAUCAAAUAAAUAAGAAUCCGAUGAAUAAUUCUCAGUUUAUCGAACUUAUUUGGCCUUUAAUCCAAGUAGUAAAUCAAUCAAUUCCAAACCCACACAAAAUCAUCAAAAAGUCAAUCAUCAUAACAAAUUCAAAUUCAAAUCCAUUACCCAAAACAUUAAAAGGUACAAUUUCUAGACCAACUGCAUUAGAAUUUUUUUCCAAAAGAAUUCAAAACGUUUAUCAACAUUCUUCUUCUACUAUUACUUCCACUGAUAAUCAACAAGUUAAUCAAACUAAUAAUUUGAGAUUUGUAAAUUUCAAAGAAAGGAUUGAACCUUCUUGUGAGGUUUCUAGUUAUAAUACUCGAUUUCAUAAAACUUGAAUAAGAUUCAGAACCCAUCAAGCUUCAACAUAUAAACUUCUUCAAUCUUGCUUUUUAU